Cicer arietinum (chickpea) is the source of this 2490-nucleotide messenger RNA. RefSeq lists its product as uncharacterized. NCBI's taxonomy places the organism in Eukaryota, Viridiplantae, Streptophyta, Magnoliopsida, Fabales, Fabaceae. The record is from RefSeq and is a predicted model, not a curated record. Gene Ontology annotation, molecular function: protein tyrosine kinase activity; ATP binding. Gene Ontology annotation, biological process: protein phosphorylation.
UCUACAAGAAUAUAAACCAACCAAGACAUGAAGUUACACACUACAGAGAAAGCAACAAAAAGAAAAGUAACAAAUCGCAUGGCAAUACUAAAAAUCAUAAAAAGUGUUCAAAUAUUGAAUUAUAUUUUUGCUAGUUACACCCUCUAUUAAAGCAAUAUAUUGAAUUGAAAAUUGAUUUACUUAAAACUAGGAUAGUUGAUCAUGUCUGGUGAAUCGCAGAGGGUUGUGGUGAUCCACCAUUCAUCAAGAGACUUUAGUGCAAAAGCUCUUAAAUGGGCCCUCAGUGGCUUUUCACUUGAACAUGGUGAUAACCUUACACUUCUUGCAAUUCUUCGCCGUGUAAACAGUCCUUCCAGUGCUAGAUUUCGGGCAAUAUUUGGGAGUGAUCAGAAUGUUGUUGAAGAAGAGGUUGCAAAGAAGAAAGAAAAGCUGCAUAAUGAUCCAUGCAUCAGAAAAAUUUCUGAGCAGUGUGAAACAAACAAGAUUCAGUUCUUGAUUGAAGUGCUUCCAGGAAAGUUACCAGAGCUUGCUGUAAACGCUGCAAUCAGUUUGAAGGCAACGUCAGUUAUACUUGAUAGGGACAUGAAGAAAUAUAAGACAGAUUUCAUGCAGAGUCUCUCUUGUGCUUUGCUAAUAAUGAAACGUGAUAACUCCAUUAAGCACUUGAGAGGGCCAAGGAAAACAAAGAUUUCUUUUAGAGGAUAUGACAAAGCAAGUUCUGUAAAACGUCCCGAAUCCACAUCGAGUUUGCAACGCAUGACAAAUGCCGUUUUCUGCUCCAAAUCGAGCUCUGAUCUUUCUAAGGUCGCGUGUCAUCGACUUCAUUGUCAAACAAAACAAACCCCUGAAGACAAAGAUCUUGAUAUGGCAAGAGGGUAUUGCCUAUUACCUAUUCAAGACAUUCAAAAGACAAGUAGUGUUCCUCAAAUGCAUCAGAAGGAGACAACAUUUGAACAUAGAAGCAAGAAAGAAGCAUAUCAAAAAGUUGAAAAGUUUAAAAAUUCUGUUUGUUCAGUGUGUGAGAACACAAGGCCAAAAUUUGAGUUGAUGAAAGAAUUCACAUAUGGGGAGUUGCAUGAAGCAACACAUGGUUUUUCACCAAAGAACUAUUUAUCAGAAGGUGGAUUUGGUUCUGUUUAUUGGGGAAAGUUGCAAGGAAUUAAGAUUGCUGUUAAGAGACAUAAGUUUGCAAGCUUACAAGGAGAGAAGGAAUUCAAAUCUGAAGUUAAUGCACUUAGCAAAGCAAUGCAUGAAAAUGUGGUCAUGCUUCUAGGAUCUUGUUCUGAGGGAAUUAACAGAUUUCUUGUUUAUGAAUUUGUUUGCAAUGGCUCACUUGAUCAACAUUUAUCGCAACACUCUAGAAAACCUCUUAAUUGGCCAGAGAGGAUAAAAGUGGCUAUUGGAGCUGCAAAAGGCUUAUUGUAUUUGCAUGAGAAUAAUAUAAUACAUAGAGAUGUGAGACCAAGUAACAUCCUUGUGACACAUGAUUAUGAAGCAAUGCUGGGAGAUUUUGGACUGGCUAGAACUGAACAAAUGGACUCUGUGUACUCAACAGAUGUUGUUGGAACUUUAGGGUAUAUGGCACCAGAAUAUGCAGAAUCUGGCAAAGUGUCAACCAAAUCAGAUGUGUAUUCUUUUGGUGUGGUGCUUCUUCAAUUAAUAACAGGAAUGAGGACCACAGACAAAAGGAUUGGACACAAAAGUCUUGUGGGAUGGGCUAGGCCACUACUGAAGGAAAGGAACUAUCCAGAUCUAAUUGAUGAAAGGAUGAUGGAUACUUAUGAUUGUCACCAGCUUUUUUGGAUGAUUCGACUAGCCGAAAAAUGUCUCACCAGAGAUCCUCAGAAGCGAUUACCAAUGGAUACAGUGGUUAGUGCAUUAACUCAUAUAGUAGAAGGCAACACAUGUAGCAUGGUACUAAGAGAUUGCUCUCCAGCACGGUCAGAUUCAUCCUAUGACUACAUGUCAGAAUCUCCAAUAUCAUAUGUCUCUCCAGAAUUACAAGUACAUCAAGAUGGAAUCCUCUGUGUAGGAUGUAACAUGGUCAAUUUAAGACCCCCACCAUCUCCUCCAUUUGGAAGCACAGGCACUUCUUGGAGUACUACUACAUCCACCAAGCAUGCAUGUUCACAAGGCUGAAUGAAUCAAUCAAUCUCCUUCUAAUCAUUUGAAUCAAUAAGGAAACAGUGACCAUAGUCUCCUCCUUUUUCCAUUUUCUAAUUUAUUUAAAUAGUUCACUUCACACAAAUAAAAAUGUUUCCAAUGUUAAAAUAGACUAUGCUUCAUACUUUGUUCUAGACAUCGUUUUCUUGAUUUAGCUUUUGUAUGCUGAGCAAUUUACUUUUGAAGGUAAAGUAAUUGAUGAAUAAAAUAACAUUUGUGCUAAUUUCAUUCCUAUUUUUUGGUACACUUAGAUAUGUUAAAUUUACAUAACCUAUGUGAACUUGUUGAAUGUUGUGUUUAGGACUGCUGGUGUGUAUAGUCAAAUUG